Hibiscus syriacus is the source of this 1353-nucleotide messenger RNA. Its product is annotated as NAC domain-containing protein 2-like. Gene Ontology annotation, molecular function: DNA binding. The coding region runs from base 1 to 1353 and encodes 450 amino acids. NCBI's taxonomy places the organism in Eukaryota, Viridiplantae, Streptophyta, Magnoliopsida, Malvales, Malvaceae. The record is from RefSeq and is a predicted model, not a curated record. The transcript has 3 exons. Gene Ontology annotation, biological process: system development; regulation of DNA-templated transcription.
AUGGAAGGAGACAUCCUUAGAUCACUGCCUCCAGGUUAUAAGUUCAAGCCAAGAGAUGAAGAGCUGGUUGAUUUUUACUUGAAAAGAAAAAUCUACAAGAGACUAUUGCCACCCAACAUCUUCAGAGACGUUGAUCUCUACAAGUAUGAUCCUCUUACUCUGACAGAGAUGUGUGAUAAUGCUUCGUCAAAUGGCAUAAUAACGGAAUGGUAUUUUUUCACACCUAGAGAUCGUAAAUACCCAAAAGGCUCGAGGCCUAUGCGAAGUGCCGGUGAUGGGUACUGGAAGGCAACUGGAAAGCCUAUUCCGGUCAUCUCUAGAGGAGAGGAAAUCGGAUCCAAAAGGAGUUUGGUUUAUUGUAGAGGAAAAUCAGCUAAAGGUGAAAAAACCGAUUGGAUUAUGCAUGAGUAUGUGUUAACCAAAGCUCCACCAAGACAGAGACGUAACGAACAAGACAUGCAGCUUGAUGAUUGUGUACUUUGUAGAGUAUAUAAGAGGAGGGAAGCAAGGUCAAAAUCUGGAAUCCCAGUUGAAGGAAGCAAUGAUAAAGAACAAGAGGAAGCUUAUAAAGGUGAAGUAGCUCAGAAUGAAGGCCAAAUGCUGGAAAAUGAGAUUUCGCCUGAUUCGACAGUGAUGCCACAACAAACUAGUUCAAUGCUCCCACAGUUUUCGGAAUCUUUUGGUGCUAGGACAAUGCCUGCUCCAAUGGCAUCAAUGCCUCUUUAUCAUCAGUUUCAACUGCAAGUGCCGCCGCUGCCGCAGUUUUCGGGUGCUGGUCCUAGCAAUUUGAAUUUCACAGCGUCUGAUGGGUUCUUCUUAGAUGUACAACAAGUGGAAGUUGACAAUGAUGCAAUUGUAGCUAAGAGCGAAGCCGGAGUGAUGGAAAAUGGGAUUCUACCUGAUUGCUUGAAUACAAUGAUGCCACAACAAACUUUAUCAAUGAUUUGUCUCGAUGAAUUCGAUGACUAUUAUCUCCCAGAGUAUCCAGAAUCUUUUGAUUCCAUGUCCGGAGAAAACCCUACAAGUUUCAAUCGACAUGAAGCUGUUUCUGAUUAUUUUAAUUUUACCUCAAUGCCUACCCCAUUGGCGUCAAUGCCUCCUUAUUAUCAGUUCCAACCUCUUUGCUUUGAGCCGCAAGUGUUCCCCCAGCAGCAGCAGCUUUCUGGUGAUUACCGAAGUAAUUUUAACUUCACAGAGGCCGAUGGGUUCGUUUUAGAUUUCGAACAAGAGAAUGCUGAUGAUAGUGCAGUCGUAGCUAAGAGUGAAGCCCAAAAUGGGAUUCCACGUUUUACUCAAUGUAAAGAGUUUGAUGAUGCUGCCUUGAACAUGGUGAUGCCACAGAAACCAGUUUAA